AUGGCAGCAGCAUCUUCUUCAGCAAACAUGAUGCCGGACGGGGAAAGGGCCGUAGACGAGGUCCUUGGCCACCGUUUAGAAUCAAGCGCGCGUCGAUUUGACAAUGACAUUCCUUGUCUGACCUUGGCUACUCCGGAAGGACGUGCCUUUGACAGUCUAGGCUCGAACACCUCAUCUUUGCCUGCCCCAUCCCACCCUUCUUCAGCUGAGCCAGCACCACCAGGUCCAAACCCAUUUGUUGGCAAUGAAACCAUCAAUAGGCACCAGGAUGUCAUCCUUAGUCCGGCGGAUCCCCAGGCGCUUCGUCUUGCUUGUAUCUUGGAAUCUACCACAUCGCGGGAUCAGAAGGGAAGUCUUGCUACCUUGCGCGGAUCACAUCUGGAAAAAGAAGACCGGCAUCCUAUCAGGAAUGAACACAGCCUGGAAAAUAACGUGAUCCACCAAGACGAGCAUGCUUGUACCUGUGACCUACACACAGGAGUAGGCCAACCUGCAGUGACAUCUACGGAUCUGGGCUCCGGGUUGUCUGGAAGUUCUUCAACAGUUACUGACCCGGGGAAUCAUAAGACCGAGAGACGUGAGGGGCGGAUGAUGGAAGCCGUCACUGGUGUUCUGAUUACAAGUGGCUUUUCCAUUGCAAGGCUACGUAUGAUGCGACGUACCUCGGCCUGGUGUCAAGAUCUGGAUCUUGAUCGUCUACCGAAUGAGAUACUCAUGCACAUCUUGAGUUUUCUUGAAGUGUGCGAUCUUCUGGCCACGUCACGGACAAAUCACCAUCUACGCAGCCUAUCCCUCUUGCCAAUCCUACAUCACUACCGCCUCCGCCGGGUCCGUAUCUCUCUGUCUUCCCUGCUCGUCUCGCCCUCUCGCCCGACGCUCGCCGAGCUCAUCGCGCGGCACAUCUUCCUGACGCACACAACGCAGAUCUCGCGGCGCCUGGCCCGCAGUCUCGUGACCAUCAAGCUGUCGCGGCGCCUCCCGCUGCGACCCUCGGCCGAGUCUCUCGUCCAGCGCGGCGUGCUGCCCGGCGAGGUCGUCGGGGGUGCCGUGGCACCGGCGCUCGUGGCCCAGCGGCGUGCCGUAGAGCGCGAGAGGCUCAAGGACAGCCUCCGGAGGUGGGUCGGCGGCAAGUGGAGGGGCGAGGUGCGCGAGAGGGGCGAGGGCGUCCGGAGGUGGGACGAGAGUCGGGGCGUGGGACGGGUUUGGAGACUGCGCAGGUUCUGGGAGCGCGUGGGUGGAGACGGCGGUGGUGGCGCCGUCGAGCGUGCGUUUGAGUCCUCUGGAGGACGAGCCGCAGAGGGUACAUCAUGA
Messenger RNA from Truncatella angustata, 1311 nucleotides. RefSeq lists its product as uncharacterized. The transcript is spliced from 4 exons. The coding region runs from base 1 to 1311 and encodes 436 amino acids. Gene Ontology annotation, molecular function: protein binding. The record is from RefSeq and is a predicted model, not a curated record. Lineage: Eukaryota; Fungi; Ascomycota; Sordariomycetes; Amphisphaeriales; Sporocadaceae.